CUUCGGUGUUCGAAAAUGACAAUAAUGUGUGACAGAAAUGGUGUCAUUUUGCCCUGAAAGAGUUAAAGUUGCACCGACUGAGGAGAAAUGCUAUUAUUGGCUGUUGCUUAGUUACGGUUCGCAACGUUUGAACGCGGACGGCACAAGAACAGAGGCGACGAUUAUCACAAUAAAUUCAAAAUAUCCCAAGCAGACAAGUAAGAUGACCACACCCCCCUCUAGUGGCUGGGUGUGGAAUGCUGACAGUGAAAGCUUGGAGUUUAUGGGCUUUGCUGCAGAAGGUGGAAGUCUUUCGGACAAAAGAGGACAAGCACGUGACAACAUGAAGGAUCUUCAGCUAAGAUCAGAAUGGUUGGCUGACGUCUGCAUUUGGAAGCAUAGAGGGCGCCAUAGCUCAAAAAAGAGCCUAAGUGCAGCCCAUUUGAACGCAUACAGAGCCUCAGUGCUGCAGAAGCAAGGUGACCACGUCACUAUCGAUGACGUUAAACAGGUGGCUGUUGCCUUGCUGCAGGAACACUAUUCGCUGCCAAUCCCGCUCUGCUUCAUGGCUUUACUGAAGAGUAACGAGCUGGAUGAUGUCCUGACUGCCCUUCUUCUUUACAUGUCUUAUUACUUUGAGCACAAAUCUCAGAAGAAAAUAGCUCAGCCUACAUUGAUUUUAGAGAUCAACACUGAUCAUCAGAAGAUGGCAAAGACCUUGGCUAAAAAGGAGAUUGCCCAGAAGAUACUGGCUGUCCAUUACUUCGGUAUGAUCAUGGACACGGAUAUGGCUCGGCAUACGCAGCAUUCCCACACAGCAUAUCAUAAGGGCCGGAUCGCAGGUAACAGAAAUGAAUGGCUUCUCCAUGCGUGCUUGUACAGCUUUUUCUGCUGUGUGGCCUGGGUGGCGUUUGGCAGGAGGCACAUGACCAGCAUUCAAGAGGAGGUGGGACGACUUUUGUACUCGGACACCUUUAAUAUGGCUGUCAGGAAAAAGACAGAGGAUGCAAGCUCAUUUGCGAAUGACGGUUCAGCGAUCGUGGACGGCACAAAGAGCGAACGAAGCGCAUGCUACCAACGCAUGUUCCAGAGGCGCCCAGGCCUCAGCAACGUAUUUAAUCAGCGCUCCCCUCUGAUGGUGUGUCUGCUGCCCACACCAAAAGAACAGUCACCCCAUCUGUUCUCUGGCAGACGGGCUGCACGGCUGAGCCCAGUGCAAACUGAAAACUAUGACAACGAGGUCCUAACAGAGGAAGUCCACCAGCAGCUGGCCAGUGUCAGAUUUGGGAUUAUGGGCAGGCCUCUGAAUGAGUUCAACCCCAGUACCCUGCUGUGCAAUGGAGAAGAGGAAAACAACAUAGAUUUGGAUGAUAAACCAGAGAAUCACACUAAUAAUGGCACAACUAACAACUAACAAAAAAAAAAA
Dunckerocampus dactyliophorus (ringed pipefish) is the source of this 1405-nucleotide messenger RNA. Its product is annotated as protein phosphatase 1 regulatory subunit 36. Gene Ontology annotation, biological process: negative regulation of phosphatase activity. The transcript has 11 exons. Lineage: Eukaryota; Metazoa; Chordata; Actinopteri; Syngnathiformes; Syngnathidae. The record is from RefSeq and is a predicted model, not a curated record. Gene Ontology annotation, molecular function: phosphatase binding. The coding region runs from base 38 to 1393 and encodes 451 amino acids.